Molecule: messenger RNA, 621 nt
Organism: Vicia villosa (hairy vetch)
Lineage: Eukaryota; Viridiplantae; Streptophyta; Magnoliopsida; Fabales; Fabaceae
Exons: 1
Coding region: 1-621 (206 amino acids)
Source: RefSeq, a predicted model, not a curated record
AUGGACGGUAUCUUCUCCGUGGCAUCUUGUUAUAGGCAUUUUGUUAGUAAGCGUGUUCCAUGUGGGCCUUUUGAGAAGUUCAAUGAGGUUUUGUCGUUGAUAUGGAAGUUGGAUGUUCCUUUUAAAAUCAAAGCUUUUGGUUGGAGGUUUUUUGUGAAUAGGCUUCCUUUUAAGGAUUUACUCUUGGUUAGAGGUAUAGUUUUGUCUCAAGAUAAUUUAAAGUGUGUUUUUUGUGGUAUCGUUCCGGAAAACCGAGAACACUCCUUUUUGAAUUGUAAAGUUGUGGAGGUGGUGUGGAGGGAUAUUUCUUGUUGGAUUGGGAAGCCUUGGAGGGUCAUGGAAGAUGAGUGCAAAAAGUGUUUCAUGGAUUGGUAUUCUUUUUGUAAAAAGAAAAAAGUGAAAGUGGGUAAAUUUGGUGUUGUGUGGUUAGCUACAAUAUGGAUUCUUUGGAUUACUGGGAAUGGGAUAUGUUUUCGUAAUGAAGGUUGGGAUGUCAAUAAUACGAUAUGGAAGAUUAAAUCUUUGAUAUGGAAAUGGUCUUUUAUUGGAAAAAUUACUCAUCCCAUUUGUAGCUUUUACGAGUUUGACAAGGAUCCGUUGUUAUUCCUUUCGUGGAUCUAA